AUGAUAUCACAAAAGGGCCGUUUUUUAUUCACAUCAGAAUCAGUUGGUGAAGGCCAUCCAGAUAAGAUGUGUGACAUAAUUUCUGAUGCAAUUCUUGAUGCUCAUAUUGCUCGUGACCCAAAUGCUAAAGUUGCUUGUGAAACGGUAACCAAAACGGGCAUGGUAUUGCUGUGUGGAGAAAUAACCUCAAAAGCCAAAGUUGACUAUUACCAGAUCGUAAGGGAUGCUGUAAAAGAUAUAGGAUUCGAUGACUCAGAAAAGGGUUUCGAUUUUAAAACUUGUAAUGUUUUGAUUGCGUUAGAACAACAAGCCCCAGAAAUUGCAGCUGGAGUCCACCAGAAUCGAUCGGAUGAAGAAAUCGGUGCUGGCGAUCAGGGAUUAAUGUUUGGUUAUGCUACUGACGAAACGGAAGAAAAAAUGCCAUUAUCGCUUGUUUUGGCCCAUAAAUUGAUGGCUCAUCACCAUGCUCUUCGUAAAAGUGGCGUGCUUGAUUGGGCUUUACCCGAUUCUAAGUCACAGGUGACAAUUGAAUACAAAUUCGAUGGAGGUGCGUGUGUCCCCUUACGCGUUCACACAAUUGUUAUUUCAGCUCAGCACAAAGCCUCUGUAUCACUUGAAAAAGUCCGUAAAGACCUAACUGAACACGUUAUCAAGGCAGUUGUUCCAAGUAAUCUUUUGGAUGCCAAUACAAAGUAUUACUUAAACCCUUGCGGUAGUUUCACUCUUGGAGGCCCCCAAAGUGAUGCUGGUCUUACCGGUCGUAAAAUUAUAGUUGAUACAUAUGGUGGAUGGGGUGCACAUGGUGGUGGUGCAUUUUCUGGAAAGGAUCCUUCAAAGGUUGAUCGUUCUGCCGCCUAUGGUGCACGCUGGGUGGCGAAAUCCCUUGUUACUGCUGGUAUUUGUAGAAGAUGUCUUGUUCAGGUAUCAUAUGCCAUUGGAAUCGCAGAUCCGCUUUCAAUCACAGUGAUUGAUUAUGGAACAAGUCCACUUACUGAAGAUGAGUUAUUAACUAUUGUCAAUGAUAACUUUGACUUACGUCCAGGAAUAAUAAUCCGCGACUUAAAACUAAAAAGUCCUAUUUACAUGGAAACUGCACGUAAUGGACAUUUUGGUAACCCGAAGUUCUCAUGGGAACAGCCAAAGCAAUUGAAAAUUCGUCGUGCUUUCGCAGAGAAGUUGUCUUUAGCUGCCAAACCAAAAGUUCCAUUGAUUGGAAUUUCGUCGUAA
This is a messenger RNA of Dracunculus medinensis (Guinea worm), 1227 nucleotides long. The record is from the annotation of a GenBank genome assembly. Lineage: Eukaryota; Metazoa; Nematoda; Chromadorea; Rhabditida; Dracunculidae.